CCUUUGACCAUUAGUCAACUCUCUCUCUCUCAUAUUCCGGCAAGCGUAGCUAUAGCCCUGCUGGGGAGUAGUCUGUCUAAGGCUAAGGCCUCUCUUGGGCUGAUAAACUAAAAACGACAUUGACAGUUCUUCGAGACAAAAAAGAGAGAUAAGGAUUAAGAAGAGAAAGCUUACUUUAAUUUUAGAUCUCUCCCUCUUUCUCUAUUCAAUGCCCAGAAAAGGCCAUACCUCUACGGUUAUAAUUUAAUCACAAGUACUAACCAUCGAUCUUCUUCACUUUUCUUUAAUGGCAACAAACCCACUUCACUGAAGCCAUCAACUUUACCAAUCUCUCUCUUUUUUUUUGUUUCUUGCUCUUCUUUUAGUUUACUGAAAUUGAAAGUGAAGAAUCUUUUGUGGGUAUUGCAAUGGCGGAGAGCGCAGAGGCAAAGACAUUGCCGGAGGCGGAGAAGAAGAAAGAGCAGACACUUCCAUUUCACCAGCUCUUCUCUUUCGCAGACAAGUACGAUUAUCUCCUCAUGAUUUCUGGUAGUGUUGGAGCUGUCAUCCAUGGCUCUUCCAUGCCUUUUUUCUUCUUGCUGUUCGGCCAGAUGGUUAAUGGCUUCGGCAAAAACCAAAUGGAUUUAAGAAAAAUGACCGACGAAGUAUCCAAGUACUCUCUUUACUUUGUCUACCUAGGCCUUGUUGUGUGCGUCUCAUCGUAUGCAGAGAUUGCAUGUUGGAUGUACACGGGAGAGAGGCAAGUGGGAACGCUGAGGAAGAAGUAUUUAGAGGCUGUGCUGAAACAGGACGUGGGUUUCUUCGACACGGACGCUAGAACUGGAGACAUCGUCUUCAGCGUCUCAACGGACACUCUUCUCGUCCAAGAUGCCAUUAGCGAGAAGGUGGGAAACUUUAUUCAUUAUCUGUCAACAUUUCUGGCGGGGCUGGUGGUGGGGUUUGUAUCAGCAUGGAGGCUUGCGCUGCUGAGUGUGGCGGUGAUUCCUGGCAUUGCCUUCGCCGGUGGAUUAUAUGCCUACACCCUCACUGGCCUUACUUCCAAGAGUCGUCAAUCUUACGCCAACGCCGGUGUUAUUGCCGAACAAGCCAUUGCACAAGUUCGGACAGUUUAUUCUUAUGUUGGAGAAAGCAAGGCAUUGAAUUCAUAUUCAGAUGCCAUACAGAACACAUUGAAGCUUGGGUACAAGGCUGGAAUGGCCAAAGGAUUGGGGCUAGGAUGUACUUAUGGCAUAGCUUGCAUGUCAUGGGCACUUGUUUUCUGGUAUGCCGGUGUGUUCAUCAGAAACGGGCAGAGCGAUGGGGGGAAAGCCUUCACGGCGAUUUUUUCCGCCAUUGUUGGUGGCAUGAGCUUAGGCCAGUCAUUUUCGAACCUUGGAGCAUUCAGCAAAGGCAAAGCAGCUGGGGACAAGCUGAUGGAGAUCAUUAAUCAGAAACCGUCUAUAACUCAGGACGCAUCGGAUGCGAAGUGUUUGGCUGAGGUCAAUGGAAACAUAGAAUUCAAGGAUGUAACUUUUAGCUACCCAUCAAGGCCGGACGUUUUCAUUUUCAGGAAUUUUUCAAUCUUCUUCCCCGCUGGAAAGACUGUUGCUGUUGUUGGUGGUAGUGGCUCGGGAAAGAGCACCGUUGUCUCUCUCAUUGAGAGGUUCUAUGAUCCUAAUCAGGGGCAGGUUUUGCUGGACAAUGUGGACAUAAAAACACUGCAACUAAAAUGGUUACGUGACCAGAUUGGGCUGGUAAACCAAGAGCCUGCGCUGUUCGCAACCACCAUAUUGGAGAACAUACUCUAUGGAAAGCCUGACGCAACAAUGGCUGAAGUCGAAGCUGCAACUUCUGCAGCAAAUGCUCAUAGUUUCAUAACUUUGCUUCCUAAUGGGUACAACACUCAGGUAGGAGAAAGAGGAGUCCAACUCUCUGGUGGCCAAAAGCAGAGGAUUGCAAUUGCGAGAGCGAUGUUGAAGAAUCCCAAAAUCCUCCUCCUUGAUGAAGCAACGAGUGCGCUCGAUGCAGGGUCGGAGAGCAUUGUUCAAGAGGCUCUAGACAGGCUCAUGGUUGGAAGAACAACCGUGGUUGUAGCUCAUCGACUCUCCACCAUUAGAAAUGUCGACAGCAUUGCCGUUAUACAACAAGGACAGGUUGUUGAGACAGGAACCCAUGAAGAAUUGAUUGCCAAACCCGGUGCCUAUGCAUCCUUAAUCAGAUUCCAAGAAAUGGUUAGGAACAGGGACUUCUCAAACCCGUCUACCCGUCGUUCACGCUCAUCACGACUAAGUCACUCCUUGUCCACAAAAUCAUUGAGUCUUCGAUCAGGCAGCUUAAGAAACCUGAGCUACUCAUACAGUAGUGGUGCCGAUGGACGGAUAGAGAUGAUCUCAAAUGCUGAGACAGAGAGGAAAAACCCAGCACCAGAUGGUUACUUCUUCCGCCUUCUCAAGCUGAACGCCCCUGAAUGGCCAUACUCCAUUAUGGGCGCCGUAGGGUCCGUGUUAUCCGGUUUCAUUGGCCCAACCUUUGCCAUUGUGAUGAGCAAUAUGAUUGAGGUUUUCUACUACAGAAACCCUGCCUCAAUGGAGAGAAAAACCAAGGAAUAUGUUUUCAUUUACAUAGGAGCUGGUCUUUAUGCUGUGGUUGCAUACUUGAUACAACAUUACUUCUUUAGCAUUAUGGGAGAAAAUCUCACCACUAGAGUGAGAAGAAUGAUGCUUGCAGCAAUUUUAAGGAAUGAAGUUGGGUGGUUUGAUGAAGAGGAGCAUAACUCAAGCCUUGUGGCGGCUCGUUUGGCGACGGAUGCAUCCGAUGUAAAAUCCGCCAUUGCUGAAAGAAUCUCUGUUAUACUCCAAAACAUGACUUCACUACUCACCUCAUUCAUUGUCGCUUUCAUUGUGGAAUGGAGGGUCUCACUUCUCAUCCUAGCUACAUUCCCACUUUUAGUCCUUGCCAAUUUUGCCCAGCAACUCUCUCUCAAAGGGUUUGCCGGAGACACGGCGAAGGCUCAUGCAAAGACUAGCAUGAUUGCUGGGGAAGGUGUGAGCAACAUCCGUACAGUUGCUGCCUUCAAUGCCCAAAACAAGAUCCUCUCCUUGUUCUGCCACGAGCUCCGUGUCCCUCAACUGCACAGCCUCCGCCGCAGCCAAACUUCCGGCCUCCUUUUUGGCCUCUCCCAGCUCGCUCUCUACGCCUCCGAAGCCCUCAUUCUGUGGUAUGGUGCCCACCUUGUCAGCAAAGGUGUCUCAACUUUUUCAAAGGUGAUCAAGGUCUUUGUGGUCUUGGUCAUUACAGCCAACUCGGUUGCAGAAACUGUUAGCCUUGCUCCGGAGAUCAUCAGGGGUGGUGAAGCUGUUGGCUCCGUUUUUUCAAUUCUCGAUCGUCAGACAAAGAUUGAUCCUGAUGACCCUGAUGCCGAACCGGUGGAAUCAAUCCGUGGGGAAAUUGAACUUAGACAUGUUGAUUUUGCAUACCCUUCACGGCCUGAUGUCAUGGUGUUCAAGGAUCUAAGUCUAAGGAUCCGUGCUGGCCAAAGCCAAGCACUUGUUGGGGCUAGCGGUUCUGGAAAAAGUUCGGUCAUUGCUUUAAUUGAGCGGUUUUAUGAUCCAGUCGUCGGGAAAGUUAUGAUCGACGGAAAGGACAUCAGGCGUCUCAACUUGAAAUCCCUUAGGCUCAAAAUGGGGUUGGUGCAACAAGAACCGGCCUUGUUUGCGGCCAGCAUUUUUGACAACAUUGCCUAUGGCAAAGAAGGGGCAACGGAAACUGAAGUGAUUGAGGCAGCCCGUGCAGCCAAUGUGCAUGGAUUCGUUAGUGGAUUGCCGGAUGGAUACAAAACUCCAGUCGGGGAACGAGGAGUUCAGCUCUCCGGUGGGCAGAAACAAAGAAUAGCAAUUGCCAGAGCGGUCCUUAAAGACCCAACAAUACUUCUGUUGGACGAGGCCACAAGUGCCCUCGAUGCUGAAUCAGAAUGCGUGCUGCAGGAAGCACUUGAGAGGCUCAUGAGGGGCCGAACCACUGUGUUGGUAGCACACCGCCUGUCGACAAUUAGAGGUGUCGACACCAUUGGCGUCGUUCAAGAUGGACGCAUCGUGGAACAGGGCAGCCACUCCGAGCUAGUGAGCCGCCCUGAGGGAGCCUAUUCAAGACUGUUGCAGCUACAACACCAUCACAUUUGAGAUAAUGCUGAUCUGAUAGAACGAAAAAAAAAAAAAAACAACUAUAUGGUCUUGUUGGGUGUUAAUCAAUCACGUGUGCCAAGUUAAUUAACCUUAUGCGUCCAUUUUUCUUUUAGUUGUAGAUAUGGGGGAUGUGGAGGUAACAUCUUGAGAACUGUUGGUGACUAUUGCUCUGAUUUUCUCAAUGGAGUAGCAAAAAAAUGUUGUAUUAUCAUAAUUAAUGUUUAUUCUGUUGCAGAAGCAUAUCGUAUUAUAA
Morus notabilis is the source of this 4413-nucleotide messenger RNA. RefSeq names its product ABC transporter B family member 19. Gene Ontology annotation, molecular function: ATP binding; ABC-type transporter activity; ATP hydrolysis activity. The coding region runs from base 408 to 4157 and encodes 1249 amino acids. Gene Ontology annotation, cellular component: membrane. The record is from RefSeq and is a predicted model, not a curated record. The transcript is spliced from 10 exons. Gene Ontology annotation, biological process: transmembrane transport. Lineage: Eukaryota; Viridiplantae; Streptophyta; Magnoliopsida; Rosales; Moraceae.